Anoplophora glabripennis (Asian longhorned beetle) is the source of this 1395-nucleotide messenger RNA. RefSeq names its product zinc finger protein 142-like. Lineage: Eukaryota; Metazoa; Arthropoda; Insecta; Coleoptera; Cerambycidae. Bases 1 to 1395 code for a protein of 464 amino acids. Gene Ontology annotation, molecular function: DNA-binding transcription factor activity, RNA polymerase II-specific; zinc ion binding; RNA polymerase II transcription regulatory region sequence-specific DNA binding. Gene Ontology annotation, cellular component: nucleus. Gene Ontology annotation, biological process: regulation of transcription by RNA polymerase II. The transcript is spliced from 7 exons. The record is from RefSeq and is a predicted model, not a curated record.
AUGCUACUUCAGAGUUCCAAUGUUGUACUAUUCGAGGAGAGCUACUGUAAAGAUGAGGAAGGGUAUGGAUGUAAACAUGAGAAUGGAUCAGAAGUCGAAUCCAAGCAGGAGCGCAAAGUUCAAAUGUACAGGUGCAACGAUUGCGACUACGAAACUAAAUACAAGAUGAAUAUCAAAAGUCAUCAGUCGAAACAUAAAGAUCCUUCGCAGGUUCAAAUGUACAGGUGUGACGAAUGUGAUUAUGAAACUGAAUUAAAGGGUAACAUCAAAAAGCACCAACUGAAACAUAAAGAGCCUUCACAGAAAUUUGAUGGCAAGUGCAAAGAGGUUAUAUGUAACAUUUGCAGAAGAAAGUUAAAUAUGGCAUCAGAAUUUAAGUCAACAUGUCUGAAUACCGAUAACACAAUUAUGCUUUAUGUGGAUAACGAAAAAAUGUUACAGCUCGACUUAAGAGAAGUGUACAUGCAACAAAAGAAAAGCGAGUUAGUUGAUAUUCCUUGCAGUCAGAAAAUAUGUCGAUUAUGUAUGCACCCAGUAGAAAGUGAGUUUAGGUGCAUACGUGAACAGGAACUUGAAGCUAUUGAAAAAUUGGCUCCUGAAAUGAAUAUAGAUAUCGUCAAAGAUCCCGUUGUUUGUAAGGGAUGCUUUGAUUCUCUGUGUACUCACAACACUUUCCUAAAAGAUUGCUCAGAGGUAGAAGAAAAAAUUAAAAGUGUUUUUGGUAGUUCUGCCACAGGAAGUCAAUUAGAUACUUCUGCUUUUGGUUUAUUCGUUAAAACUGAAAACCUGGACAAGGAAUUUGAUAUUGAGAUGGAAAUGUCGAUCAAAGCUGAAUAUGUGGACAUAAAAUCGGAAGAUGAGGAAAGGAGCGACACGCCACUGCGGACCUCCAAUAUUGUAUCAUUCAAUGACUGUAAAGAUGCAGAAGAGCAUGGAAGUGGGAUCCGUUUUUCAGCAAAACACGACAGCGAUUCGAAAGUAUAUAAAUAUGAAUCAUGUGAGUAUGAAACUGAAAAUAAGAGGCACCUCUUGAAGCACAAAGAUCCUUCAGAGGUCCAAAUGUACAGGUGUAACGACUGCGAUUACGAAACCAAAUACAAAUAUGCUAUCAAACUGCACCAGCUGAAGCAUAAAGAUCCUUCGUGUAAGGACUGCAAUUACGAAACUGUGUACAAGAUGAAUAUGAAACAGCACCAACUGCGACAUAAAAAGCCCUCGCAGGUUCAAAUAUACAAGUGUAAGGACUGCGAUUAUGAAACUAAAUACAAGAGUAAUAUUAAACUGCACCAAUUGAGACAUGAAGAUUCUUCUCAAGUUCAGAUGUACAGGUGCAACGAGUGCAAUUACGAAACUAAAUUAAAGGGUAAUACUUUCAUGAAGACGAAACUAAAAUGA